Molecule: messenger RNA, 2456 nt
Organism: Fomitiporia mediterranea MF3/22
Lineage: Eukaryota; Fungi; Basidiomycota; Agaricomycetes; Hymenochaetales; Hymenochaetaceae
Exons: 3
Coding region: 27-2153 (708 amino acids)
Source: RefSeq, a predicted model, not a curated record
CUUCUCAUGGCCAAAUAUCUCCCUGCAUGCCAGAUGGAGUCGGUGAUACGAGUGAGGAUUCCAUCGACUCGACGGAGAUCCUCAGCUGGCGGAUGCCGAACCUAGAUGAACAAGUUAGCGCAACGUCAACAAGUUCGAGUGCGCAAGCUCAUGCACUUGGUCGUCCAUCCCGAGGUUCUAUCCGUGAACGGUUAGGCCUUGGCCCGCGUUUGCAUCUACAUGUUCCCACUCCCGCAGAAUUUCUUUCAGGAUCUUCAAAAAUGCCGAAAUCUCGUGAGAGGCUUUCGUCCGAGUCGACUAUUCGUGCACAUCGUCCUCCAUCCAGGACGAAUUCUCCAAAGUUACCCUUGCAGAGACUUACGUCUGCUUCCCUUGUGUCUUUCAAAAGUAUCGCUGCUAUCACCGCUGCAGGCAAAGGAAUUGACGAGGAAGCUUUCUGUUUUGUUCGGAGAGAAGAAGCACUUGCUAUCGAUCGUGCAUUUACUCCUGAGGACGACCCUUUCGCAGCAGAUCCUCUUACACCGAUCACGCCUAUAUCUCCUGUUUUUGAGACACAGCCUAUGAAGACCGACAAAUACCGUUCCUUUAUGUCUUUGGGAAAUGCAUCCUCAACUUCCGUUUCUCCUGAGUUACCAAUAUGCGUGCUACCGAGUUGGCAUUACCGCCUAGGUUCCAAUUCCAACAAAUCAUCGCCCGCGUUGACUCCUUCAUCAUCUUACCAUGAUCACCCCGAUUCAACCUCGAAGAGAAGUAGAUUGAGCGCAGUUCCCCCAGGCGCACUGCACAAGCACUUUCCUUCGCCCGUCGUCGACGGGCAAAACCUGAAACGUGCUCUACCUUCCAUCCCGAUUGAUCUAUCAAGAAAUCAGCUCGAUCUUAACCAAGCUGUCAUUAAGGUACGGAAUUACCGGAAACUACAGCAAGAGGACUUGAACAACCGACGGCACGAAUGCGAAGAACGCGACUCGCAAGUCGUUGGCCACUCAGAAAGUCGACCUCAUUCACCCUUUCCUCUGCUCUUCCAGAAGUCGAAGGCAACGACUGAGCACUCUGCAAGAUGUAUGCCCACAACCCAGCCAGUCGGACGUCUUGUGGAGUCGUGUCGUAUUCGGCAUGGAGAAUGCAUAGAAGAGCCGAGGUCGCUUAGCGCCAAAGAUGUUGAUGCCUUCGGUGAGGCGGCAAGGAACUUCACGCUUGAUUAUUCUUCGAGAGAAAUAGUUUCUCCUACUGCUUGGCUUUUGGAACUCGAUGAUUAUGAUGACGGUUUCAAAUACACACUCGAGAAUGACGCACCUAUUGGCGUCUCGAAUGUUCUUGCGCUCGAUCUGCAUUCCGGAACACCUAUACACGGGAGGUAUGAUGAAGGACGGAAGCUGUAUGAUCGCCCAAUGAAUCUCGAGGGGAACGAUUAUGGACACUCUUCACCGCUGCGAGUUUUCCAUCCAGCGGAAAGUGAAACGGACAACGAAGGUCAUGUAUCCAGUCUACACGCGUCCCAGUGCUGGCCGCUACCUCCGAAUCAUACAGUCGUUGUCGACGAAGAAUACGGGAAGGUGUACCACGCCGUCGCACCUGACAAUCAGUAUAUUAGAGCGAGUUCAACGUCCCGUUCUCUGAAAUAUUCAAUACACUCACCUGAGAAGAAUUUGGGAUCCGCUGCCACCGAAAUUCGUGACUAUCGGCGAUCAAGUAACAGCUCCUCCCAUUCGAAUGAGCUCACCAAUUCCCAAAGACGGGCGAUUGUAGAACAGUGUAGGCAGCCGCCCGGCUACAAUCACGGCAUUCCUGCAGGCUCGCCGUCUAGUUACAAACCGCCUAAGCCGGUAUCUUCUCACCAACUGAAGCAGCGAUCUCGCUCGACUACGUCGCUUGCUUCUGUGGGCGGCUUCUCAGUCAGAACCUCUAGAACUGCUUAUUAUUCUGCCCGCUCAACGGUCUCUCGUGGAUCGGACAAGUCCACGUUUACGUUCCCGCGUCAGGUUGGAGCGUCGUCCCGUGAAGGAUCUAUCUACUCUGCAUCCUCUUCACGGAGUCCCGAUAGUUCUGGAGACCAUGGACAUAGGCCAUCCGCCGUGUAUCUGGACUCGGAUUCCAGUUGCGUUCCUCCCUGCACAGGCUCCAACAUUGGAUUUCCGGUUUCGCGCGACUUCUGAGAUGUUGACAACAGGGGAUCCCAUCCUUAUUCUGCAAUGUUGUUUCUUCCAUCCAAUAUCUCCGAACCGCACUUCCCCUUCGCCACUUCAGAGCAACUGUAGGUCUUGUCAGUAUGCAGUGAUAUUGGAUGCAUUGUUUUAUCAACUGAAAACUUUGGUUGGUGUCGAUGAUGUCAUAUUAUUAUCUGUUCAGGUGUAAGAGAUCGCGGAAGCAGAUCGAGGACAUUGUUGAAACCAGUACAGGGUCGAAGAGAUCGACGUGAACGCCAAAUUUCGCCAAGGCCAAGGGUUUAUCAGUUUCGC